UGGCGGAGGAGUGUCCUCGCCCGCUCGGGGCUGGCGCAGAGGACGCGCGAGGAGCCGGCCGGCCCCGCGUCCCCUGGGACGUGCCCGAUGGCAGCCCCGGCGGCAGCUCGAGAAGGGCGAGGCUUCCGGGAAGCCCAGACCCUUCGCCUAAGCCCGGGGGCCUGCCUGGAGGCGGCGGGCACUGUGGAGCACGAGGAGGGGGAGGAGGAGGAAGAGGAAGAUGAGGAAGAGGCUGCGGCCAGGAGAGCGCGGGGUUUCGGCCGAGAUGCGCGGGUGCGCUUCCUCGGCGGCCGCCUGGAGCAGAUGCUGGGGUUCCCGGGGGAGAAGUGGAGCCAGUAUUUGGAGAGCGAAGACAACCGGCAGGUUCUGGGGGAGUUUCUGGAAAGCACCAACCCCGCCUAUCUUGUGUUCGGCGUCGCCGCCGCGGGGCAGCUCGAGGCCACCCGGGAGAUUCCAAGAAAUGCAAAACAUAAACUUGUUUAUAUUGCCAAGAAGAUUACUGAAAGCACUGGAGUAAAUGAUUUCUCUCAAAUGGUUUUAUUUGGAGAGUUACCUGCAUCAUCUCUUGGACAUGUAUCUGUUUUUCUAGACGAGAUUUUAGUGCCAGUUCUUUCUAAUAAGAACAACCAUACAUCCUGGUCCUGUUUUACUUCACAAGAUAUGGAAUGUCAUGUAGAAGUUGUGAAAAAUAAGAUGCAUAUUUUUAGGGGCAAAAUGUCUAGAAGAACUCUUCUCCCAAUUCCCACUAUUGCAGGAAAGAUUGACCUGGAUCGGAAUUAUUCGGAGACCACGCUACAGUCAAAUGAAAGGAUAAUACUCCAUGCAAUCGAAUCUGUGGUUAUUAAAUGGUCACAUCAAAUCCAAGAAAUUGUAGAAAAAGAUUCAGUGCGGCCUUUGCUGAAUGAUUUUCACGUGACUCCACAAACUGAGCUAGAUUUUUGGACGAUGAGGAAGGAGAAUCUGUCAUACACUUAUGAUCAACUUCAGGCUCCUAUUGUCCUCAAAAUGGUUAAGAUCUUGAAAGCUAAAAAGAGCAGCUAUUUUCCUACCUUGAAGGACAUCUUCCUGGCUGUGGAACAUGCUCUCCUCGAAGCCCAAGAUGUGGAACUGCACCUGAGACCUCUGAGGAGACACAUUCAGCGUCUCCAGGAGACAGAAUUUCCACGGACUUGUGUAUUCAUCGCCCCAUUAUUUCAUACCAUCUGUCUGAUCUGGAGUCAUUCCAAGUUUUAUAACACCCCUGCUCGGGUUAUAGCUUUAUUGAAAGAGUUUUGCAAUCUCUUCAUUGACCAGGCAGUAGCUUACCUUUCACCUGAGGACCUUCUGAAGGGAGAAAUUGAAGACUCGCUGGAAAAGGUGCAGGUGGCUGCUAAUAUCUUAAAGACUUUCAAGAAUUCUUUUUUCAACUAUAGAAAAAGAUUGGCAAGUUAUUUCGUGGGACAUAAGGAGCUGAGACCAUGGGAUUUCCAGUCUCAUCUGGUGUUUUGCAGAUUUGACAAGUUUCUUGAUCGUUUAAUGAAAAUAGAGGAUAUAUUUGUGACCACACUGGAAUUCGAAAAGCUGGAAAGACUGGAAUUUGGUGGUGCCAAGGGAGCAAUUUUAAAUGAACAAAUCCAUGAGAUGAGUGAAGAAUUUAUGGAACUCUGUAAAGUUUUUAAACAGAGCACUUAUGACCCAUCUGAUUGCCAGAACAUGGAAUUUGAAAGUGAUUAUGUUGCGUUUAAGUCCAAAAUUUUGGAUUUUGACAGAAGGCUUGGGACAAUCCUUUGUGAAGGUUUCUUUAACUGCAAUGGUUUAGAAGCUGUGUUUAAGCUUUUGACCAUAUUUGGAAAUUUUCUAGAGAAACCAGUUGUCAUGGAAAUUUUCAGCCCACAUUACAGCGCACUAGUGCAUAUGUUUAAUACAGAGUUGGAUACGUGUAAGCAAUUGUAUAAUACACACGUGAAACAGAUUGAACAUGGACAUGUGGUUCUUAACAAGAAUAUGCCGUUUACCUCAGGAAAUGUCAAAUGGGCCAAAGAGGUCCUUGAACGACUUCAAACGUUUUGGUCAAACUUUGCAUCUCUCCAUUAUCUGUUCUUGGGCUGUCAUGAUGAUGCCAUAGUUUAUCAGAAGUAUGUUGAAAUGACCACUUUGCUAGACCAAUUUGAAAAUCAUAUCUAUAAUGAAUGGAAAAGUAAUGUGGAUGAAAUCUGUGAGUUCAAUUUGAAUCAACCAUUGGUUAAAUUCAGUGCCAUAAAUGGCCUUCUCAGAGUCAACUUUGACCCAAAGCUAGUGGCUGUAUUGAGAGAAGUGAAAUACCUUCUGAUGUUGAAGAAAACAGACAUACCGGAUUCUGCUUUAGCCAUCUUCAACAAAAGAAACACUAUUUUAAAGUACAUUGGAAAUCUUGACCUUCUUGUGCAAGGAUAUAAUAAGCUGAAACAGACUCUGCUGGGAGUUGAAUACCCGCUGAUUGAAGAAGAGCUGAGGGCCGUGGACGAGCAGCUGACAGCAGCCACCACGUGGCUGACCUGGCGGGAUGACUGCUGGGGCUACAUCGAGGGCGUGAGGGCAGCCACCUGGGAGCUGGAGCGCAGGGUGGAGCAUGCGCAGCACAACGUGCAGGCCAUCCAGCGGACCAUGCGGGCCUGGGCUGGGUGUACGCUCCCUCCCAGGAGAGAGCACAGAAGAGAGGCGGCCUUGACUUUGGAGGACAAGGGCGAUUUGUUCACUAAAAAGUACAAGUUAAUCCAAGAAGAUGGCCGCAAGAUCCACAAUUUGGUGGAGGAAAAUAGGAAGCUCUUCAAAGCCGAUCCUUCUCUGGAUAUCUGGAAAAUUUAUGUAGAAUUCAUUGAUGACAUCGUGGUGGAAGGCUUUUUUCAGGCUAUAAUGCAUGACUUAGACUUCUUUCUGAUGAAUACGGAGAAGCAAUUGAAACCUGCACCAUUUUUUCAAGCACAGAUGAUCUUAAUGCCGCCUGAGAUUGUGUUUAAACCUUCUUUGGACAGAGAGGCUGGGGAUGGCUUCUACGACCUGGUAGAAGAAAUGCUAUGCAAUAGUUUUAGAAUGUCUGCCCAGAUGAAGCGCAUAGCAACACAUCUGGAAAUAGAAAAUUAUCAGAAUGAUAUGGAUAACAUGUUAGGCCUGGCAGAGGUCAGGCAGGAGAUAAUGAAGAGAGUGGCAGACGUCAUCAACAAAGUCUUGGAUUUCAAAAACACCCUGGAGACCUACGCUUACCUCUGGGUGGAUGACCGAGCUGAGUUUAUGAAGCAUUUUCUCUUGUAUGGUCAUACGGUGUCAUCUGAGGAAAUGGAUGCUCAUGCAAACGAAGAAAUCCCUGAGCAACCACCAACUCUUAAACAAUUCCAAGAACAGAUUGACAUUUAUGAGGCUUUGUAUGUUCAGAUGAGCAAGUUUAAUGAUUUCAGAGUGUUUGAUAGUUGGUUCAAGGUGGACAUGAAACCUUUCAAAGUGACCUUGUUAAACAUUAUUAAGAAGUGGAGCUGGAUGUUUCAGGAGCAUCUUUUGAGAUUUGUCAUUGACAGUCUGAAUGAGCUACAAGAAUUUAUAAAGGAGACAGAUGCAGGACUUCAGGGAGAAUUAAGUGAAGGUGAUCACGAUGGUUUAGUUGACAUCAUGGGACAUCUCCUGGCUGUAAGAAGCCGACAGAGAGCUACAGAUGAACUCUUUGAACCCCUGAAAGAAACCAUUACACUCUUGGAAAGCUAUGGCCAGAAGAUGCCUGAGAAAGUCUAUAUUCAGCUGGAGGAAUUACCUGAAAGGUGGGAAACUACCAAAAAGAUUGCAGCAACUGUCAGACAUGAAGUUUCACCUCUCCAAAAUGCAGAAGUCACUCUUAUAAGGAGAAAAUGUAUUUUGUUUGAUACAAAGCAGGCAGAGUUCAGAGAGAGAUUCAGGUGCUAUGCCCCUUUUGGAUUUAAUGCAGAAAAUCCCUACACAGUGCUUGAUAAGGUAAAUCAAGAGCUUGAGGCAUUAGAAGAAGAAAUGUUGCAAAUGCAAGAAUCUACUCAUCUUUUUGAAGUGGCUCUUCCAGAAUACAAACAAAUGAAGCAAUGUCGCAAAGAAAUAAAAUUGCUCAAGGGACUCUGGGAUGUCAUUAUUUAUGUUAGAAGAAGCACUGAUAAUUGGACUAAAACCCAGUGGAGACAGAUUAAUGUGGAACAGAUGGAUGUAGAACUCAGAAGGUUUGCCAAGGAAAUCUCGUCCCUAGACAAGGAAGUCCGUGUCUGGGAUGCGUACGCAGGCCUGGCAGGCGCAGUGAGGGACAUGACAACCUCGCUGAGAGCCGUCGCAGAGUUACAGAACCCCGCCCUCAGGGACAGGCACUGGCGCCAGCUGAUGAAGACUGUUGGGGUCAAGUUUUCAAUAAGUGAAGCCACAACUUUGGCAGAUUUGUUAGCACUGCAGUUGCACAGAGUGGAAGAUGAUGUCCGAAAGAUUGUGGACAAAGCUGUGAAGGAACUGGGGACUGAGAAGGUUAUUAUUGAAAUCAGUCAGACCUGGGCGACCAUGGAGUUUUCUUAUGAAGUUCACUAUCGAACAGGCAUUCCAUUACUGAAGUCUGAUGAACAACUUUUUGAGACUCUAGAGCACAACCAAGUUCAAUUGCAGACUCUUCUUCAAAGCAAAUAUGUGGAAUAUUUCAUGGAACAAGUCUUAAGCUGGCAAAAUAAAUUAAACAUAGCAGACUCAGUCAUUUUUACUUGGCUGGAAGUCCAGCGAACUUGGUCUCACCUGGAAAGCAUUUUUGUUUGUUCAGAAGAUAUUCAGAUCCAGCUUGUGAAAGAUGCUAGAAGAUUCGAUGGAGUGGAUGCUGAAUUUAAGGAGUUAAUGUUCAAGACAGCCAAAGUAAAAAAUGUUUUAGAAGCAACGUGCAGACCUAAUCUCUAUGAAAAACUUAAAGAUUUACAGUACAGGCUUUCUCUUUGUGAAAAAGCUCUCGCUGAAUACCUGGAAACCAAGCGUGUAGCUUUUCCUCGCUUCUAUUUCAUCUCUUCUGCUGAUUUACUUGACAUUCUCUCAAAGGGAGCUCAGCCUAAGCAGGUAACACAUCACCUUGCCAAGCUUUUUGACAGCAUUGCAGAUCUGCAGUUUGGGGACAAUCAGGAUGUCUCUGCACACAGAGCAGUUGGAAUGUACAGCAAAGAAAAGGAGUAUGUCCCAUUCCAAGCCGAGUGUGAAUGCAAAGGCCAUGUGGAAACAUGGCUUCUGCAGCUCGAACAGACCAUGCAAGAAACAGUGCGUCAUUCUAUCACAGAAGCUAUAGUGGCCUAUGAGGAAAAACCUAGGGAACUGUGGAUUUUUGAUUUCCCGGCUCAAGUGGCACUAACCAGCUCACAAAUAUGGUGGACUGCGGACGUAGGAAUAGCCUUCAGUAGACUGGAGGAAGGCUAUGAAACAGCCCUAAAGGAUUUCCAUAAAAAACAGCUUUCUCAGCUGAAUACACUGAUUGCACUCUUGCUGGGAGAACUUCCACCCGGAGACAGGCAGAAGAUCAUGACAAUUUGUACCAUAGAUGUCCAUGCUAGAGAUGUGGUGGCAAAACUUAUUUCUCAGAAGGCAAGUUAUGAUGGCAAUGUUUACUGUGAAAGGGAAAUUUUCUUACCCUUCUUACCAAAAUAUAUUCCUCCUGACACAUGUCAGAAGUAUGCGUGUCUACUGAAUGACACUGAUGCAUCGUGCCCAUCACCCCCUUCCUCCAACCUUUUAGGGAGGUUGGUGAUUGUCAGUCCCCAGGCUUUUGCUUGGCUGUCUCAACUGCGUCACCGGUGGGAAGAGACCCAGAAACACUGCUUUGUUAAUAUUUGUGAUGCCCAGUUCCAGUACUUCUAUGAAUACCUCGGAAACAGUCCUCGACUAGUGAUCACUCCUCUGACUGACAGGUGUUACAUUACUUUAACUCAAUCCCUCCAUCUAACCAUGAGCGGGGCUCCUGCUGGUCCAGCGGGCACAGGGAAAACAGAAACCACCAAAGAUCUUGGACGUGCCCUUGGCAUGAUGGUUUAUGUAUUCAACUGCUCAGAGCAAAUGGACUACAAAUCCAUAGGAAAUAUCUACAAGGGCUUGGUGCAGACAGGAGCUUGGGGCUGCUUUGAUGAGUUCAACCGAAUCCCCGUGGAAGUCCUGUCAGUGGUGGCCGUGCAAGUGAAAAUGAUUCACGAUGCCAUCAGAAACGGAAGAAAGCGAUUUGUAUUUCUUGGGGAAGCUGUCACACUGAAGCCAUCAGUUGGAAUAUUUAUUACUAUGAACCCAGGAUAUGCUGGUCGAACUGAAUUACCGGAAAAUCUCAAAGCUCUUUUCAGACCCUGUGCCAUGGUGGCCCCUGACAUUGAGCUAAUCUGUGAAAUUAUGUUAGUUGCUGAAGGUUUUGUGGACGCGCGCUCAUUAGCCCGGAAGUUCAUUACGUUGUACACACUCUGCAAGGAGCUCCUCUCCAAGCAGGAUCAUUAUGAUUGGGGACUUCGUGCUAUUAAAUCUGUCUUGGUUGUAGCUGGCUCCCUGAAACGAGGAGAUAAAAACAGACCCGAAGAUCAGGUACUCAUGAGAGCAUUAAGGGAUUUCAAUAUGCCUAAAAUAGUGACUGACGACAUCCCAGUGUUUCUGGGCCUGGUUGGUGACCUGUUUCCAGCCCUGGAUGUGCCCCGGAGUAGGAAGCUGCACUUUGAACAGAUGGUCAGGCAGUCUACCCUGGAGCUCCGCCUGCAGCCUGAAGAGAGCUUUAUUCUCAAAGUUGUUCAGCUGGAGGAACUGUUGGCUGUGCGGCACUCUGUCUUUGUGGUUGGAAAUGCAGGCACAGGGAAGAGUAAGAUUUUGAGAACACUGAACCGAACAUAUGUUAACAUGAAACAGAAACCCGUUUGGAAUGACUUAAACCCUAAAGCUGUGACAACAGAUGAACUCUUUGGUUUCAUACAUCAUGCUACCCGAGAAUGGAAAGAUGGUCUCUUCUCAUUCAUUCUGCGAGAACAAGCGAAUCUUGCGCAUGAUGGACCGAAAUGGAUAGUCCUAGAUGGAGACAUUGACCCCCUGUGGAUUGAAUCACUGAACACUGUCAUGGAUGAUAACAAGGUGCUGACCCUGGCCAGCAAUGAGCGCGUAGCCCUCACGCCCUGCAUGAGGCUUCUGUUUGAGACACAUCACUUAAGGACGGCAACCCCAGCGACUGUUUCCAGAGCUGGUAUUCUGUAUGUGAACCCGCAAGACUUGGGCUGGAAUCCGUAUGUGGCCAGUUGGAUAGACAGAAGGCGGCAUCAAUCAGAAAAGGCCAAUUUAACUAUUCUUUUUGAUAAUUAUGUUCCCGCAUGCUUGGAUAAGCUGAGAACAAGCUUUAAAACCAUCACUUCAAUUCCAGAGAGUAGCCUGGUGCAGACUAUUUGUACUCUUUUGGAGUGUUUGUUAACUCCUGAAAAUGUACUUUCUGACAGCCCAAAAGAAGUUUAUGAAGUCUAUUUUGCCUUUGCUUGUAUCUGGGCAUUCGGUGGCCCCCUGCUACAAGAUCAGCUUUCUGAUUAUCAAGCUGACUUCAGUCGGUGGUGGCAGAAAGAGAUGAAAGCAGUGAAGUUUCCAUCCCAGGGAACAAUCUUUGAUUAUUAUCUGGACCACAAAACUAAGAAAUUCUUGCCCUGGACUGACAAAAUCCCCCAAUUUACUAUGGAUCCAGGUGUACCUCUGCAGACAGUUCUGGUUCAUACAUCAGAGACAACUCGUCUUAGAUAUUUCAUGGAGCUGUUGCUUGAGAAAGGACGACCAGUAAUGCUUGUAGGCAGUGCGGGAGUGGGAAAAACAGUCUUUGUAGGUGACACACUGGCAAGUCUCUCUGAGGAUUACGUAGUAUCCCGUGUGCCUUUCAACUACUACACAACGUCCGCAUCGCUGCAAAAAAUUCUUGAGAAACCUCUGGAGAAAAAAGCUGGUCGUAACUAUGGUCCAGGAGGAAAUAAGAAGUUGGUUUAUUUUAUUGAUGACAUGAACAUGCCUGAAGUGGACGUAUAUGGCACUGUUCAGCCUCACACCCUGAUCCGACAGCAUAUUGAUUAUGGACAUUGGUAUGAUAGACAGAAGGUGAUGCUUAAAGAAAUCCACAACUGUCAGUAUGUCGCCUGCAUGAACCCAAUGGUGGGCAGUUUCACGGUCAAUCCUAGACUACAGAGACAUUUCACAGUGUUUGCAUUCAACUUCCCGUCCCUGGAUGCACUAAACACCAUCUAUGGCCAAAUCUUUAGUUUCCACUUCCAGCAGCAAGCAUGUGGUCCAUCAGUCCUCAGGAGUGGCCCCACUCUGAUCCAGGCAACAAUAGCAUUCCACGAGAUGAUGACGCGUAGCUUUUUACCCACUGCUAUUAAAUUCCACUACGUCUUUAAUCUGAGAGACCUAACCAACAUCUUCCAGGGAAUUUUAUUUGCUUCUCCUGAAUGUUUAAAAGGUCCAAAUGAUUUAAUACGCCUGUGGCUUCAUGAAUCUUCCCGUGUUUACGGAGACAAACUGAUAGACACAGAAGAUUGUGAUUUGUUUCAGAAAAAAAUAUUGGAAACUGCUUAUAAAUAUUUUGAAGGUGUAGACAGUCACGUGCUGCUUCAACAGCCCCUGAUUUACUGCCACUUUGCUAGUGGCAGGGAGGACCCAUGUUACAUGCCAGUGAAGGACUGGGAAGUGCUGAAGACGAUUCUUACAGAAACCUUAGACAACUACAAUGAACUAAAUGCUACCAUGCACCUGGUGUUGUUUGAAGAUGCCAUGCAACAUGUGUGUCGCAUCAGCCGGAUCUUACGAAGCCCUCGGGGCUGCGCCCUCCUGGUUGGAGUGGGGGGCAGCGGCAAGCAGAGCUUGUCUAGGCUGGCAGCUUACAUCUGCGGCCUGGAGGUCUUUCAGGUCACUCUUACUGAAGGCUACGGAAUCCAAGAACUUCGGGUAGAUCUUGCCAAUUUGUACAUCAGAACUGGAGCCAAGAACAUGCCCACCGUGUUCCUGCUGACAGAUGCCCAGGUUCUAGAUGAGAGCUUUCUGGUGCUGAUUAAUGACUUGCUGGCAUCAGGAGAAAUCCCAGAUCUGUUCAGUGAUGAAGAUGUGGACAAGAUAAUUUCUGGAAUUCAUAAUGAAGUUCGUGGUCUGGGCAUGGUGGACUCCAGAGAAAAUUGUUGGAAGUUUUUUCUGGCCAGGGUACGACUACAGCUCAAAAUCAUUUUGUGUUUCUCUCCAGUUGGUCACACGCUGAGAGUCAGAGCUCGGAAGUUCCCAGCCAUAGUUAACUGCACGGCUAUUGACUGGUUUCAUGCAUGGCCGCAGGAGGCUCUGGUCUCAGUCAGCAGGAGGUUCAUUGAGGAAACCGAGGGAAUUGAGCCACUGCACAAAGAUUCUAUCAGCCUUUUCAUGGCACAUGUUCACGCCAGUGUAAAUGAGAUGAGUGCCAGGUAUUACCAGAAUGAGAGAAGACACAACUAUACCACCCCAAAGAGUUUUCUAGAACAAAUAUCACUGUUUAAGAACUUGUUGAAGAAGAAACAAAAUGAGGUGUCUCAGAAGAAAGAGCACUUGAUGAAUGGCAUUCAGAAGCUGAAGACCACGGCCUCUCAGGUGGGAGAUCUAAAAGCCAGACUCGCCUCUCAGGAAGCCGAGUUGCAGCUGAGAAAUCAUGAUGCUGAAGCUCUGAUCUCAAAGAUCGGGCUUCAGACGGAGAAAGUGAGCCGGGAAAAGGCCAUCGCCGACACCGAGGAGCAAAAGGUGACAGCCAUUCAGAGUGAAGUGUCCCAGAAGCAGAGAGAAUGUGAGGCUGACUUAGUCAAGGCCGAGCCUGCACUGGUGGCUGCUGCAGCUGCGCUCGAUACACUCAACAGGGUCAACCUCACUGAGCUGAAAACUUUUCCCAACCCUCCAAAUGCGGUUACCAAUGUUACUGCAGCCGUGAUGGUCCUUCUGGCUCCUCGGGGCAGAGUGCCCAAAGACCGAAGUUGGAAAGCAGCUAAAGUCUUCAUGGGAAAGGUUGAUGAUUUUUUGCAAGCGUUAAUUAAUUAUGACAAAGAGCACAUUCCAGAGAACUGUCUAAAAGUGGUGAAUGAACAGUAUUUGAAAGACCCAGAGUUUAAUCCAGACCUGAUUCGGACCAAAUCUUUUGCAGCAGCUGGUCUCUGUGCCUGGGUCAUCAACAUCAUUAAAUUCUAUGAGGUCUACUGUGACGUGGAGCCCAAACGCCAAGCAUUAGCCCAAGCAAACUUGGAGUUGGCCACAGCUACUGAAAAACUAGAGGCUAUCAGGAAAAAGCUUGUGGAUCUGGAUCGAAAUCUGAGCAGACUCACAGCUUCAUUUGAAAAAGCAAUAGCUGAGAAACUCCGGUGUCAAGAAGAGGUGAAUCAAACCAGCAAAACCAUUGAACUAGCUAACAGACUUGUCAAGGAACUUGAGUCAGAGAAGAUUCGCUGGGGUCAGUCUAUUAAGUCCUUUGAAGCUCAAGAGAAGACCCUCUGCGGAGAUGUUCUCCUCACCGCAGCGUUCGUGUCUUAUGUUGGACCCUUCACGAGGCCGUAUCGCCAGGAACUGGUGAACUGCAAGUGGGUUCCCUUUCUUCAACAGAAGGUUUCCGUUCCAAUAACCAAAGGCCUGGACUUGAUUUCCAUGUUGACGGAUGAUGCUACGAUUGCUUCCUGGAACAACGAAGGACUGCCCAGUGACAGAAUGUCCACCGAGAACGCCACCAUCCUGAUGCACUGUGAGCGCUGGCCCUUGGUGAUAGAUCCCCAGCAACAGGGAAUUAAGUGGAUUAAGAAUAAGUAUGGACCUGACCUGAAAGUCACACGUUUGGGCCAGAAAGGGUUUUUGAAUACCAUUGAAACUGCUUUGGCCUUUGGUGAUGUCAUCUUAAUUGAAAACCUUGAGGAAACGAUAGAUCCAGUUCUUGAUCCACUGCUUGGCAGGAACACGAUUAAAAAAGGAAAGUAUAUCAGGAUUGGAGAUAAAGAAUGUGAAUUUAACAAGAACUUUCGCCUUAUCCUUCACACAAAACUGGCAAAUCCUCACUAUAAGCCCGAGUUACAAGCUCAGACAACCCUCCUCAAUUUCACAGUCACAGAAGAUGGUCUAGAAGCCCAGCUGCUGGCAGAGGUUGUCAGUAUUGAAAGGCCAGAUUUGGAGAAGCUUAAGUUGGUUUUGACAAAGCACCAAAAUGAUUUUAAGAUUGAGCUGAAAUAUCUGGAGGACGAUCUCCUGCUGCGUCUUUCUGCGGCAGAAGGAAGCUUUCUGGAUGACACCAAACUGGUAGAGAGAUUGGAGGAGACAAAGGCCACUGCAGCAGAGAUAGAACGCAAGGUGAUCGAAGCCAAAGAAAAUGAAAGAAAAAUCAACGAGGCCCGAGAAUGUUACAGACCAGUGGCAGCAAGAGCAUCUCUUCUUUAUUUUGUUAUUAAUGACCUCAGAAAAAUCAACCCCAUCUAUCAAUUCUCUUUGAAGGCUUUUAACGUGCUGUUCCACAGAGCGAUGGAGCAGGCUGACAAGGUAGAAGAUGUGCAGGGGCGCAUCUCCAUCCUGACGGAGAGCAUCACCCACGCCAUCUUCCUAUACACCAGCCAGGCGCUGUUUGAGAAGGACAAACUCACCUUCCUGUCCCAGAUGGCUUUUCAGAUUUUGCUGAGAAAGAAAGAGAUUGACCCCCUUGAACUGGAUUUCCUACUUCGAUUCACAGUUGAACAUACUUAUCCAAGUCCUGUUGACUUCCUAACGACUCAGUCGUGGAGUGCUAUCAAGGCAGUUGCCCUUAUCGAAGAAUUUCGAGGCAUAGACCGAGAUGUGGAAGGAUCUGCCAAGCAGUGGAGGAAGUGGGUAGAAUCCGAGUGUCCAGAGAAAGAAAAGUUACCGCAAGAAUGGAAGAAGAAAAGUCUAAUACAGAAGUUGAUUAUUUUGAGAGCACUGCGCCCUGACAGAAUGACAUAUGCUCUCAGAAAUUUUGUGGAGGAAAAGCUGGGUGCAAAGUAUGUGGAGAGGACCAGAUUGGAUUUAGUUAAAGCAUUUGAAGAAAGCAGCCCAGCCACCCCGAUAUUCUUCAUCCUGUCCCCAGGGGUAGAUGCCCUUAAAGACCUAGAGAUUCUUGGCAAAAGACUUGGGUUUACAAUUGACUCUGGAAAAUUCCACAAUGUGUCUUUAGGACAAGGUCAGGAGAUGGUGGCAGAAAUGGCACUGGAGAAAGCCUCCAAAGGAGGACACUGGGUCAUACUCCAGAAUGUCCAUUUGGUAGCCAAGUGGUUAGGAACCUUGGAGAAACUCCUUGAAAGAUUCAGCCAAGGAAGCCACAGAGAUUACAGGGUUUUCAUGAGUGCUGAUUCUGCACCUACACCAAGUGAGCAUAUGAUCCCUCAAGGACUUCUGGAAAGUUCCAUUAAGAUCACUAAUGAACCCCCCACAGGAAUGCUGGCCAAUUUGCAUGCUGCCCUCUACAACUUUGAUCAGGAUACACUUGAAAUGUGCUCCAAGGAUCAGGAAUUUAAAAGCAUCCUCUUUUCUCUGUGCUACUUCCACGCCUGUGUCGCCGGGAGACUGAGGUUUGGCCCGCAGGGCUGGAGCCGAAGCUAUCCUUUCAAUCUCGGAGACCUCACCAUUUGUGCCAAUGUCCUCUACAACUACUUAGAAGCAAACCCUAAGGUCCCAUGGGAAGACCUCCGUUAUCUCUUUGGUGAGAUCAUGUAUGGGGGCCACAUCACAGAUGACUGGGAUCGCAGACUGUGUCGGGUGUAUUUAGAAGAAUUCAUGAAUCCAUCUCUGAUUGAAGAUGAACUUAUGCUGGCACCAGGAUUCGCAGCCCCACCCUACCUAGAUUACUCAGGCUACCAUCAGUAUGUAGAAGAGAUGCUUCCUCCAGAAAGCCCCACACUGUACGGCCUCCACCCAAAUGCUGAAAUAGAAUUCCUGACGGUGACAUCCAACACCCUCUUCAGAACCUUGCUGGACAUGCAGCCCAGGAACGCACUAAGUGGUGAUGAACUGGGGCCAUCUACAGAAGAAAAGGUUAAGAAUGUCUUGGAUGACAUUCUGGAGAAACUUCCAGAAGAGUUCAACAUGGCAGAGAUAAUGCAAAAAACCUCAAAUAGAAACCCCUAUGUUCUUGUCUGCUUCCAAGAAUGUGAGAGGAUGAAUAUUCUCAUUCGGGAAAUCCGUGCAUCACUUGAACAAUUAGACCUUGGUUUGAAGGGGGAGCUCACAUUAUCUCCCGACGUGGAAGCCCAGCAGUCUGCGCUGAGUUAUGACACGGUGCCAGACACUUGGAGCAAACUGGCUUAUCCUUCUACUUAUGGCCUAGCCCAAUGGUUUAACAACCUCCUCCUGCGAUGCCGAGAACUUGACACUUGGACACAAGACCUUGCCCUCCCAGCUGUAGUGUGGCUUUCUGGUUUCUUCAAUCCUCAGGCCUUCUUAACUGCAAUUAUGCAGACCAUGGCUCGAAAAAAUGAGUGGCCACUGGAUAAAAUGUGCUUGACUGUUGACGUCACCAAAAAAACCAAGGAAGACUACGGCCAUCCUCCCAGGGAAGGUGCAUAUCUCCAUGGGCUCCUCAUGGAAGGUGCCAGAUGGGACACCCAGUCAGGAACCAUUGUUGAAGCCCGCCUCAAAGAACUGACAUCCACCAUGCCCGUCAUCUUUGCAAAAGCCAGCCCCGUGGACAGACAAGAAACCAAACACACCUAUGAGUGCCCUGUGUACAGAACCAAACUGAGAGGCCCCAGCUACAUCUGGACCUUCCGGCUGAAGAGCAAAGAGAAGACCGCAAAGUGGGUUCUGGCGGGAGUGGCUCUGCUGCUGGAAGCAUAGGCUGACCAUCGGCUGGAGCACAGUGAGGACUUUCCAUUGUGUCACUGCACCAUUCCGUUCCCAUGCGCGUUGAGUUAUUUUAG
Molecule: messenger RNA, 13871 nt
Organism: Lemur catta (Ring-tailed lemur)
Lineage: Eukaryota; Metazoa; Chordata; Mammalia; Primates; Lemuridae
Gene: DNAH11
Product: dynein axonemal heavy chain 11
Exons: 83
Coding region: 88-13788 (4566 amino acids)
Biological process (GO): microtubule-based movement
Cellular component (GO): dynein complex
Molecular function (GO): minus-end-directed microtubule motor activity; dynein light intermediate chain binding; ATP binding
Source: RefSeq, a predicted model, not a curated record